Messenger RNA from Taeniopygia guttata (zebra finch), 2443 nucleotides. It is a transcript of the gene S1PR4, whose product is annotated as sphingosine-1-phosphate receptor 4. Gene Ontology annotation, biological process: G protein-coupled receptor signaling pathway. Gene Ontology annotation, molecular function: sphingosine-1-phosphate receptor activity. NCBI's taxonomy places the organism in Eukaryota, Metazoa, Chordata, Aves, Passeriformes, Estrildidae. Gene Ontology annotation, cellular component: membrane. The record is from RefSeq and is a predicted model, not a curated record.
GUUUCACACUGCCUGCUCCAACCCAGAGAGGGCCCUGGCACGUUUCUUCAUUCAUGCCACACCUUCACAACCACAGCAAAGCUGAGAAUAACCAGACCCUUAUCAGAAAUGAAGACAGCUGUUAGAAGACAUGUCAAUACUGUCAGUCACAACAGGAAACUUUAUUAAACAACAGGAAGCCCAUGCUCAUGGGUGGACUUACAAAACACCUCACCCUCCUCUCCCCUCGCUCUUUCAGUGUCGCAGGGCUGGCAGACAGGGCUCUGACUCUCACCUCCACUGAGCAGGGCUGGGUUCAGCCUCACAGCUGCUCCAGCUCUCCAACAGAGGAUCUGCUCUGCCCCAAGCCCCACCUGACCCCUUCCUCCAUCGAGCAUCCCCUGCCUGCUGACCCAGGCUCAGAAGAUGGCAGCUUCAAUGCUGAGCUUGCUGGUGAAUCGCUCCCUCCUCCUUCCCCUGGACUCCACUCAACUGCUCGGCACAAAAGCCUCCUGCCUGCAGCUGGUGGCCACGAGGAACGUGAACAUCAUCCUGCAGCACUACAACUUCUCGGGCAAGCUGACCAACCGGCACUCCGGCGACGAGGGCAUGGGGCUGGUGCGCACGGCCUUCGCCAUCAUCAGCUGCCUGAUCAUCCUGGAGAACCUGCUGGUGCUGCUGGCCGUGCUGCGCUGCCUGCGGGGCCGGCGCUGGGUCUACUCCUGCAUCGCCAGCAUCACCCUCAGCGACCUGCUGGCGGGCGUCGCCUACCUCUGCAACCUCCUCCUGUCGGGCAGCAAGACCUUCCAGCUGUCCCCGCAGCUCUGGUUCCUGCGGGAGGGCAUCCUCUUCGUCGCCUUGGCCGCCUCCACCUUCAGCCUGCUGGUGACGGCCGUGGAGCGCUACGGUGCCAUGGUGAGGCCCAUCGCGGAGAACGAGGCCAGCAAGACGCUGCGGCUGCGCGGCCUCAUCGUGGCCUGCUGGCUGCUGGCCCUCGUCAUCGGGCUGCUCCCGCUGCUGGGCUGGAACUGCCUCUGCGACUUCCAGGCCUGCUCCGUGCUCCUGCCUCUCUACUCCAAGAACUACAUCCUCUUCUCUGUGGUUAUGUUCAGCAUCAUCCUCCUGGGCAUCAUCGGUUUCUACAUCUCCAUCUUCCACCUGGUGCAGGCCAGCUCCAAGCAAAGCAGCUCCCGGCACGGCCGCAAGCGCUCCUUGCGCUUGCUGAAGACGGUGCUGAUGAUCCUGGGGGCCUUCAUCCUCUGCUGGAGCCCCCUCUUCGUCCUGCUGCUCUUGGACGUGUUCUGUGACACCGGAGCCUGCAGCCACCUGCACAGCCUGGACUGGACCCUGGCUCUGGCCCUGCUCAACUCGGGGGUCAAUCCCGUCAUUUAUUCCCUGCGCAGCGUGGAGGUUCGCCGUGCCGUGGGGAGCCUGCUGUGCUGCUGCUGCCUCAGGGCCGGGCUCUGCAGGCCUGGCAGCUGCGUGGCCAUCUCGGACAUCAACUCUGGCUCCUCCACGGAGAGCUCCCUGCGCUACCGCGACAGCUUCCGCGGCCCCGCCGCGCGCAACGCUCGGCCCAGGGCGCCUCUCUCCAGCAACUCCAGCAUGAUGAGCAACCUGCCCAGUCUGUGAGGGGCCACCGGGAGAAGCAGAGGUGCCAGGCAGCCCCCAGGAGCUCAUGGUGCUGCUCCUGGCCUGGCAGCGCUGUGGCACUGAGCAGUUGUGAACUGGGCCGGGCUCUGCAGUCCCAUCAGACCGGGAUGGUGCCUCCGUGUGGGUGCAGCACAGGGACAGGAGCUGCUCCUAGGCUGGGAGUGAAGGAACAAACACAUUUUGGGUUUGGUGCUCUGCUGGGACAGCUGCAGUGCUCGGGUUCUGUGUGUGAGCUUUGGUUGAGCAGAGGUGCUGUAGCUGCCCACCUGAGAGUGUUUUGCACCAGGGCACACUGGCAAAUACAGUGGAUUUCCCCAACCAGGCAGCCCUUCCAAAUCUUUGGAAUACUUUUGGACCUUCUAUGAUGACUUUGGAAUACUUUUGGACCUUCUGUGAUGAGCACAGCCACUGGGAAGGAAUGCAAGCUUGAUGUCCUGCCCAGCCCAAGGACAGCAGAGGGCUGCAGCCACAGCCCAGACCCUCCCUCAGGGGUGCAGAGGCUGGGCACUGAGCCAGGGCAAUGCUGUGACCGUGCUCAGAGCUGCAGUGACAGGGCUGGCACUAACACGGGCAGAAGGAGGUACCCAGAGAGAUCAGGGAGCCUGAAGACACGGCCAGCUUGUGCCUCAGAUCCCUGCUCUUCUGUUCUCCCAUGCAGGGAAUAAUCAGAGCAGCACCCAAAUGCUUCCUCUCACUGUGCCAGAAGGGCACUGAAGCGCUGGGGACUCAGAUAAAUCCUGCUGGCCCAGCCCCUCUGCAGGAGCUGAGCGUGCAGCCCGUUUGUUUCGCAAUAAAUCAAGGUGAUCAGAAA